AUGGCUGCUAAUUCCUUUCUCUGUUGUCUUUGUGUCAUCAUAAUCAUAUCGCAAGCCAACGCCCAGACCUGUGAUAACAACAAAGGCAACUACACAGUCAACAGCACUUACUACAACAACCUCAACACCGUCUUAUCCAGUUUCUCUUCCCACGCUGAAAUCAAAUACGGUUUCUACAAUUUCUCACAUGGCCAAGGCACAGACAAAGCAUACGCCAUGGGGGUCUGUAGAGGCGAUCUCACACCGGACGAAUGCCUCAAAUGCCUCAACGAUUCCAGAGAGGCUAUCACAAAGGCCUGUCCAAACCAGAAAGAGGCAAUUGCGUGGGGUGGUGAAUGCAUCUUGCGCUACUCUAACCGCUCCAUAUUUGGCCUCAUGGAGAAUCAACCUAUGGUGCUACUAGUGUACACGCUGGAUGCAAGGGGUUCGCUGGAUCAAUUCAAUGAAGCGCUGGGUAGCUUGAUGAAGAAUCUAACACGCAUAGCUGCAUCAGGUGACUCUCGCCGUAAAUAUGCCACAGGCAGCACACCUGCUCCAGAUUUUCAAACCAUAUACGGUUACACGCAGUGCAUGCCUGAUUUGUCAUCGGAAGAUUGUACCACGUGUUUGAAUGAUGCUAUCUCAAAAAUCCCAGAGUGCUGUAGUGGCAAGGCUGGAGGCAAUGUUUUGAAGCCCAGUUGUAGAAUUAGAUUUGACCCUUAUAUCUUCUACAGAACUACACAGAAGUUAGACCCAGAUGUUCCACCAAAAACGCCCCCCCAAUCGUCACCCUUCACCAACGACACUUAUGUACAUUCACAAGAAAAGAGCAUCACAUCACGAACUAUUAUCGCCGUAGCAGUGCCAGUGGCUGCUGUUGUUUUAGCGCUCAGUCUUUUCUGCAUAUAUCUGACAGGUCGGCUUUCCAAUGGACAGGUAAUUGCUGUCAAAAGGUUGUCAACAGAUUCUGGGCAAGGAGAUAUGGAAUUCAAGAAUGAAGUGCUGUUAUUGGCCAAGCUUCGACACCGAAAUUUAGUUGGGCUAAUUGGUUUCUGCUUGGAAGGAAGAGAAAGGCUGCUUAUCUAUGAAUUUGUUCCUAAUAAAAGUCUUGAUUACUUCAUAUUUGAUUUUGGAAUGGCAAGAUUGGUUCACGUGGAUCAGACUCAAGCAAAUACGAAUAGAAUUGUCGGAACCUAUGGAUAUAUGGCACCUGAGUAUGCAAUAUAUGGUCAGUUUUCAACAAAAUCAGAUGUUUUUAGUUAUGGUGUACUGGUUCUUGAGGUUGUCAGUGGCCGAAAAAACAUUGGUGUUCGUCAUGAGGAGGACAUGGAGGAUCUAUUGAACAUUACAUGGCGAAACUGGAAGGAUAGAACAACUACAAAUAUUGUUGACCCAAAAUUAAUCAACGGUUCGCGAAAUGAAAUAAUGAGAUGUAUCCACAUUGGGUUGCUAUGUGUUCAAGAAAAUGUGGCUGCCAGACCAACGAUGGAUUCUGUUGUACUCAUGCUCAAUAGCUAUUCUAUCACUCUCCCAGUACCUUCAGAACCUGCAUUUGUUGCGAAUUAUACAAGAAGCUUUUCAAACAUGUUGUCAUCGGAGCAUAACUCAAGGGAAACAAGAUCAAGUGAAUCCCCAUAUAAAACAGCUCAAAUGUCUGUAAAUGAGGCUUCAAUUACUGAGCCAUAUCCUCGCUAG
This is a messenger RNA of Sphenostylis stenocarpa, 1674 nucleotides long. The record is from the annotation of a GenBank genome assembly. NCBI's taxonomy places the organism in Eukaryota, Viridiplantae, Streptophyta, Magnoliopsida, Fabales, Fabaceae.